This is a messenger RNA of Ornithorhynchus anatinus (platypus), 1954 nucleotides long. RefSeq names its product myocyte enhancer factor 2C (gene MEF2C). Lineage: Eukaryota; Metazoa; Chordata; Mammalia; Monotremata; Ornithorhynchidae. The record is from RefSeq and is a predicted model, not a curated record. Gene Ontology annotation, biological process: heart development; cell differentiation; positive regulation of transcription by RNA polymerase II. Bases 515 to 1936 code for a protein of 473 amino acids. The transcript has 11 exons. Gene Ontology annotation, molecular function: RNA polymerase II cis-regulatory region sequence-specific DNA binding; DNA-binding transcription factor activity, RNA polymerase II-specific; protein dimerization activity.
UCCAUCCCCUCCUCUUCCCUCUCCUUCCUCCUCCUCCUCCUCCUCCUCCUUCACGCUGCACUCACGCGUGCGCACACACACCGACCCACAACGACACACACCCCGGAGCGCGCACACAGCCCCCACCCACCCACACACACACACACACACACACAAGCACACACCCCAGACCUCGCCCGGCUGCUGCUAUUGGAUUGACUUUGAAGGUUGCCUGCCAGCGUGGGCUUCGUCCGCGGCGGCCGCACGUCGGAUCAGGUGGAGAACCUUUGCAAGGCUGGAGGAAGAAGUCAGAAAUUAUUGCGCCUUUUUUUUGGCUUCUGCCGAGAAAGGAAAAUAGCCCCGGGACUAGUCCCAUCGGGGGUCUCUCUCAUCAGGAACGAAUGCAGGGGUCUGUGAACUGAGUAGUGGAAGUGCAGAAGAAGGAGAUUUGUUUUGAGGAAACGGGAAAGAGAAGGAAAAAAGAAGGAAAAAAUACAUAAUUUCAGGGACGAGAGAGAGAAGAAAAACGGGGACUAUGGGGAGAAAAAAGAUUCAGAUCACGAGGAUUAUGGAUGAACGUAACAGACAGGUGACAUUUACAAAGAGGAAAUUUGGGUUAAUGAAGAAGGCUUAUGAGCUGAGUGUUCUGUGUGACUGUGAGAUUGCUCUAAUCAUCUUCAACAGUACCAACAAACUGUUCCAGUAUGCCAGUACUGAUAUGGACAAAGUGUUGCUGAAAUAUACGGAAUACAAUGAACCACAUGAGAGUCGGACAAAUUCAGACAUUGUUGAGACGUUGAGAAAGAAAGGACUUAAUGGCUGUGACAGUCCCGACCCCGAUGCAGACGAUUCAGUAGGUCACAGCCCUGAGUCUGAGGACAAGUACAGGAAAAUUAAUGAAGAUAUUGAUCUAAUGAUCAGCAGGCAAAGAUUGUGUGCUGUUCCGCCACCCAACUUUGAGAUGCCAGUUUCUAUCCCAGUGUCCAACCACAACAGCUUGGUAUAUAGUAAUCCAGUCAGCUCACUGGGCAACCCCAACCUCUUGCCACUGGCCCACCCUUCCUUGCAGAGGAAUAGCAUGUCUCCAGGUGUGACACAUCGGCCCCCAAGUGCAGGUAACACGGGUGGUCUGAUGGGUGGGGACCUUACAACCGGUGCAGGCACCAGUGCAGGGAAUGGGUAUGGCAACCCCCGAAACUCACCAGGUCUGCUGGUCUCACCUGGUAAUUUGAACAAGAAUAUGCAAGCGAAAUCUCCUCCACCGAUGAAUCUGGGGAUGAACAACCGUAAACCAGAUCUCCGAGUCCUGAUUCCACCCGGAAGCAAGAAUACGAUGCCAUCAGUGUCUGAGGAUGUCGAUCUGCUUUUGAAUCAAAGGAUAAAUAACUCCCAGUCUGCUCAGUCAUUGGCUACUCCAGUGGUUUCCGUAGCAACUCCUACUUUGCCAGGGCAAGGAAUGGGAGGAUACCCAUCAGCCAUUUCAACAACAUAUGGUACUGAGUACUCACUGAGUAGUGCUGAUUUAUCAUCUCUGUCUGGGUUUAACACAGCCAGUGCUCUUCAUUUGGGCUCAGUGACUGGCUGGCAACAGCAGCAUCUGCAUAACAUGCCACCGUCUGCCCUCAGUCAACUGGGAGCUUGCACUAGCACUCAUGUAUCUCAGAGUACAAAUCUCUCCCUGCCUUCUACUCAAAGCCUCCACAUCAAGUCAGAACCUGUUUCUCCUCCUAGAGACCGAACCACCACCCCCUCGAGAUACCCACAGCACACGCGCCACGAGGCGGGGAGAUCUCCUGUUGACAGUUUGAGCAGCUGUAGCAGUUCGUACGACGGGAGCGACCGAGAGGAUCACCGGAACGAAUUCCACUCCCCCAUUGGACUCACCAGACCUUCGCCGGACGAAAGGGAAAGUCCCUCAGUCAAGCGCAUGCGGCUCUCUGAAGGAUGGGCAACAUGAUCGAAUGAUCACCUACUA